AUGAGGCGUGCCGCUGUCUCAAAGGCUUGUGACGCUUGUCGGCGGAGGAAGGUUAAAUGCAGCCUGGGUCAACCAUGUGCUUCAUGCCUCGACGCAGGUCUCAAAUGCACUUUCCUGACCACGAGACAGCGAAAGGGCCGCAAAGGAGCAAGUGCUCAUGUCAUCAACGAAAUCCGCAACUCUCAAGAGACAACGAUCUUAUCCCAGACAGAUCAUUCGUCUUCCACAAGCCAGCAAGAUCAACCAGGACUGUUGUAUGGAGCUAGUGAACCCAGACCUCACUCAGAGCGGCUUCCAACGCCCAUCGGUGUCGGCGCUGUAAUUGUUUCACGGCCUGAAAACUUGCUACCUUUACCUUUCGACAGCCUCAAUUACACGUCUCCCACGUUCUCUAAUCUUCCUGAAUCCAUCACGAGUCCCCAAGUGGAUACUUCAUCCACGAAACCUCGGUUUACGCGGAAUGCAGGGUUGCAACCCAAUCGCGUGGUUGAUGAAUUUGCAGGAGUCUUCUUGUACGACUUGAGUUCAACCGUGCCUAUUUUGAAUGCCGAACUUAUCGAACAGACGGUCUCUGCCGCCACGCACAAUAACGACGAUGAAGCAUAUGGUCUAGUAUGUGCGUUUUGUGCGUUUGUUCUUCUUCAGACAGACAUGAUCAGCGAAAGCUAUUUAGCAGUGGCAGGAGUUCAUCAGAAGCCAUCAGAAUAUGGUCAAGCCUUGCUGAAAGAAGCUCUUGCGAUUCGAGGGCAUCUGGAUUCGCUGGCCAUCCCUAGCUUGCAGACACUCUUUCUGAUCUUUUUCAUCUAUGGAUGUCAUUCGGCGUUAGGCAAACAUAGACAAGCAUGGUAUUUGCUUCGUGAAACCACCACUCUAUACAUAGCGGCCACUAUGGACUCUGCAAAUGAAGAUCUUGACGAAAUGUUCGGUCCGCUGUUCUGGCUACUAUUGAUAUCUGAAAGGUCCCACGCAAUCCGCCGGCGGCGGCCUAUCACUCUACAGAUCACACCACAAAGUCCAAGCAUUAAAAGAGCGACGAGAAAAAGUCCUAAUCUAGUUGGCUUUCGAUGCCUAGCCGAGCUUUUCAGGCCGAUCGACGACUACUUCAUCAGUUUAUGGAACAGAGCCAGUACUACAUGCUCCUCCAGGUAUCUCGUUGAGCUAGAGCAGAAGAUCCGCACUGGUGUUCCUGCAUCCUUAGAUGUCGUCGACACUCAGCUUGCCAAUAUUCGCGUUUCACAACAAUGGCUCAGAACGAUCAUUUGGCAGUUAUGUACAAUGCUGGGAUACCUAUCAAGCGACGCGGUGCACGAGAAUCUCACCUUCCGCUAUCCUCUCAAGAUUGCACAAGAUUUGGCAAUCUCAACCUGGAAGCUUCCGCAUCAUAGCAUGCAGAUGCAUGGUAUCGGAUUGACGGAGAAGGUAUUCGACAUUACUUGUACGCUUAUUGAUGUCAUCUCCUGCAUACCUAUGGAAGAUGUCAAGUCCAACGGAUUUGAAAUCGGACCUGAAGACAACUUGAAACACUUCUUCUCACUGAUCGCAAAAUUACCCGGAGGUUCUGACAAAUAUCUGCCUCUAUUGGUAACUAAGGUUGAUCAAAUGCUUCCUAGCAUGGUGGCACCAAUUUCUCGCCACAUACACUUGCCUGCAAGCAAGCAACUUUUUAUGGAUUUCGACCAGAAGAAGACUUGACAACAGAUGUAAAGGCAUAUCGUUUCAGGCCGCAAUUUAUUCUUCUGUACUUCGAUUCUGCCACAACCCCAGAGGCAGUCCUUCAGUGCUUGUCUAGGACAACAUCUAGCUCCUCUGUACCCAUGGACAGCCUCUUCUCUGGCGUUGUAUACUCAGUAUAAGGGUCAAUCUUGGUCGAUGCGAAUUUGCGGGCAGAGAUACGUCUUUCGAAUAGAAUGUCAAGUUCCGCGUAUGUUCGUCCCUACAAAGUCAUCAAGUCAGCGCUUCAAGUCUCGGAUUCGACACU
Molecule: messenger RNA, 1978 nt
Organism: Exophiala oligosperma
Lineage: Eukaryota; Fungi; Ascomycota; Eurotiomycetes; Chaetothyriales; Herpotrichiellaceae
Exons: 2
Coding region: 1-1692 (563 amino acids)
Biological process (GO): regulation of DNA-templated transcription
Molecular function (GO): zinc ion binding; DNA-binding transcription factor activity, RNA polymerase II-specific
Source: RefSeq, a predicted model, not a curated record